GGCUGGUCCAGUGUGGCAUCAAGGUGCUUGCUUCCCGCUCCCCAAGGCACAUCCUCCCCUCCGCUGUAUCCCUCACUGUAAUCUCGCCAGGAUAUAAACUUCUGUAUUUGCUGUUGCCUGAGCGACAAGCGGCCGUGUGUGAAGCCCAGGUACGUCACGCUCAGAGAUGCUGCAGCCUCUACACUGAGCUAACCCUGCAACAAGAGAUCCCUGGCGGGUCUAGCUCUGAUGUGUCGCUCGGAUAUCCCUAAAACCCUGAUGACCCAGAGAGUGGAUGCGCCAGCUAGGCUGUCAGACUUCAGCUAAGCCGUCAGACGUCAGCUAAACUGCCAGACUUAAGCUAACAGCCUUGCACUGCAUCUGCAGGGUCGGCUUCCUACUCCUCAACAUUUAUCGUGAAUAUUAUAACAAAAAAGCUAAGUUUGCUGGUCAUCAAAUUAAUCGUCAAUGCGAGCUUCUAGAUCCAACACGAGAUACUGUCUCGAAUAAUGUGAUCGGCCCAACGAGAACACACAGGAGUGGAACAGCUAGGGGAAGGUGCCACUCUAUGACCCAGGGCCAGCCCCUAGCUCACCCCCUGACGGUACCAGCGUCGUUCACCUACUAGGGACAAUGGUGUCUAGUUCUCCCUAUAGCAGUGCCUUGCUACUGCAACUGCUUUUACUGCUUCUGGGAGUUCGGACACACGCAACGUUGCCUCUAGAGCCGGAGAAUAGCCAGAGACGGAUCCUUCCGCCCUUCUCUCCGUCCCUGGAGCUAGCCCGUGCUCUGGGGUCUUCCCCUGUAACCCCUCCCGGGGGAAAGGGGAGCCAAGCCCCCCUAGAGAACCCCAGGGGUGGAUCUUCAAGGCUCAGCACUCCCCACAUGGACGAACAGUCGCGUGAGGACCUACAAGCAGUCUCUGCAGACUCGGACACUCAAGAUACUUACGACAGAGGCUUGAUGUACGACAGGAGUCAAGACAAUGAUGAUGACGGCGUGCCUCCCCGGGGUGAGCUGCCCCUGGGAGAGGAGGAGAGGGAAGGGGGCUGCCCUCCGUCCCUACCUCAGGGUUACAUCGGCUGGCGCAAGGCUAGCAAAGUGGUCCGUGCGACACUCCCGCAUCAGGUGUUCAGUUCGUGCACACCUCCUCUGCGCUGUAGUGUUACCACCACCGUACACAGGCGGGUCUUCCUGCAGGGCGGUGACAGGUUGGAGGUAGUGCUCAAGACCCCGCCCGAUUACACCCCACCUCCGUACUCCACGCCCUCACCCACCACCACGCCUCUACCCACUACCACGGCCGCCACGCCCGCACCCAGAUACAUGGACGAGCAGGGCAGCGACACAGAAUCUCCUCUGCUGCCGUCGACGACGCAGCAGCCUACAGAGGAGCCAUCUCUGGCCUCCCCACAGGAGCAACACCCACCCACUAUGCAGCAGUCCCUCAACAACACCCAACUCUUCGGAGGCGAGAACCUCCCUGCACACCCGCCAGUGCUCGUCAGGAGGAAGAGAGAGGGUUUCGGAUGGAAUUCUCCUUUCCCGCUACCCCUGGCCACCAGCAGGAGACCAGUAAGGCUUCAGCUACCGCCCCAGGAGGAUUCAACAGAGGAAGAGGAAAAUGUGGGGCAAGAAGAGGAGUUCACCUCUUCAGCUUCACUGAAGCUUGAGAGUAAUCAGACAGCCUCGUCUCCACUCACCAUUUGGAAGGCGAGUGUGGCGGAGUGGGCUUCAUGCAGCACGCGAGAGGGAUCUCAGGUGGGUGAGAGUGGACCUGAAGGAGUGGUCACCCUUUCACCCAGGUACCUGCAAGUCGGCACCAAUUAUUUCAUAGGUCGCUCAUCCUGGUCAUCGACUGAGUGUUUCAAACUUCAGGUCACUGUACGCUCAGCUGAGUGUGGCGAGGGUUCUCUCUGCUCUGGAAAGGGUACCUGCUACACCAAGCCUGAAAUGGAGCACUUUGAGUGCCAGUGUUGUCCUGGCUACAUGGGUACCCACUGUGAGGAGAUGAACGCUUGUGUUGCAGAGCCUUGCCUCAACACUGGUCUUUGUGUUGACAUCCAGGAAGGCCAUGAUGGUGACACUUUCCAGUGUCUGUGUCCUUAUGGUUUCCGUGGCCGGUACUGCGAGGAGGAGACCAACCUGUGUGAGUCUGGUCCGUGUAGCAACGGUGCGACCUGCUCAGGUAACCACACCAGCUACACCUGCCACUGUACGCCAGGAUGGUCAGGUCCCCAGUGCUCCCAGCCCAGCAACCUGGUCCACUACUGUGACAACGACUCCUGUGCCCACGGUGUCUGCCUCGAGACUAAGGAUGGUUUCCGGUGUUUCUGUGAGCCAGGGUACGGCGGUGACCGCUGUGAGUUUGAGUACAACGAGUGCGAGUCGAACCCGUGUACUAACGGGGGCACUUGUAUCGACCAGGUGGGCGGCUACAGGUGUUUCUGUGGCCGAGGCUACACAGGCAUCCACUGCGAGGUCAAGUACGACUUGUGUAAUCCGGACCCCUGCCCUGCCAGCCGGGUCUGUGUGGACAAAGGUAACAGCUACUCCUGCGAGUGUCUCAAUGGCUUCAGCGAGGACAACUGCGGCCCCCACACGCAGCUGUGCACACCCAACCCCUGCGACAACGGCGGCACCUGUUGGGUGGUUCCUGAGGCGCACCUCUUCUUCUGCGCGUGUCGUCCUGGCUUUACCGGAACCACUUGUCAAGGUAUCCUGCAGGAGGUCCACGACGACGCUGUGCCGGAGAUGGUUGGUGCUGUGGGUACGGUGGAACCCGUGCCCCUGGACGUCCAUAUACCCCUCCGGAUGCCUCUCAACCACAUGAAGAAUAUCUAUGUGGCUAUAGCCACUCUGGCCUCCGCCUUACUCAUCUUCGUCUUGGUGGUGGGAGCGUGUCACUGCCGAGUCAACAGGACCUAUCGCAAGUGUUUCCUGAAGCUGCCUCGCCCAGGCAAGUCUCUCUCCACCAUCAGGAGACCGAGACCUACGUCUCUCUUCGAGAAAAACAGACGUGGCGACCGGAUGGGCGCCCUGCGGCUGGAGGCUGAGGCUGACGGAGCAGCCAUGCCCAUGACGUCUAAUUCGAACUCCGACGCUGUCUACUACAACAUGGAUGUCUGUGACAACCAGGAGCUGCCUCUCAUUAAGUAGAGAGACGCAGGGCCACUUCUAUUCUUCCAUCCCCACCUUCCACACCUCAUUGUUCCUCUACUUUCUCUCUCACUCCAGUCCCCUAACUCUCCCUCGGCUAUCUCCUACCCACCACUUAUCCUCCCUUUCCGCUGACUCUUCCUGCUUCAUCCUGCCAUUGAAGGGGGAACUUUACCCGAAUGAACAAAUGUUGAAACACUUUAUUCUUUUGAUCUAGAGCGUCUCCUCGACCCAUCAUGCUAAAAAUAGUUAUUUCAAUACCUUUUACCAUAAUGUAACUCAAUGAUUUGAUUUGUAGGGAAAGUUUAGUGUAAUCACGAUUUGUCUGUUAUCUCUCUGUAUAUAUAAUAUAUUUUAAGUAUUCCUACGCAUGUUAAAUGAAAUCGCAAAUGAUGGCCCAAUAAAGACCACAGAUUUUGUAUGAAGAUAAAAAUGUAUAAUAAUUAUUGUUUUUAAACACAGAGGGAUACCUAAUAUACAUGAUAAAUGUGAAACGAAGAAUGCAAAAUGUUGAAAGAAUCACUGCUGCUGCUUCCUCAGCGAUGUCUGGACGACACAUUGAACUUCAAGACCUGAGAAAACUUCCCACAGAACUCGGGCACUAGAUUUCAGCGUCACGUCAGUAAAAUACUGACAGUCUGCUUGAAUUCGUAUGCAAGACGGCUGACUUAACAAGCAUACACAGAAAUCAAGAAAAAUGCACAACAGAAAGAGGCUAAGAUAAAAAAAUUGAGUUACCAAUUGGGGAAGGAUGUUGAUGUAUAUAUAAAGACCGAAUUCAGAGAUACUGCAGAGUGGAUGUUACAGAUAACACUCACCAGAUGGCCACAGCUUGGAAGUGAUGUUGCUAACUAUAUUUGCCACUUCGUUACAGCUUACAUAGUUACUUUGGCUAAGUUGCCAACACUGAUACUUAAGCUCCAUCACAUAGAAUUUCAUAAAUGCUACCAGUACCAGUACAUGUUUUGUUCUAAAAUGCAGUAAACGAGUCACUGACAAAAAUAAAAUAGAAUUUAAUACAGUUCUCAACGUUCAGGCAACGAUGCGAGUUUCUGCUUAACACUCUGUGUUGCCUUAACAGUAAAAAUCUCUAUUUCUGCAUCCUAUACAGAGCUAAGUGAUAUUGGCAUACUAUAUAGAAAGCCUUGAGCAGUAUGCAGCUGUGUCUCCCAUGGCAAGAAAGUUGACUGUGUUCUUCAAGUUGUCAAACGCGUGUGUCAUCAACAGUGAUGCAAAGAUAAUCUUAAGAUAAUCUUAAGCGGUGAAAAGAAUAAAAUUUAAGAUGAAUGUUUGGAAGAAAAGUCUUAGUGCACAAAGACUGAAUUCCUUGUAAAAGUACAAGUAAAUAUAACAAAAUUAAAUGAAUUAAGCACUAAUUUAACGAAAUUACGUAAAUUAUGUACACUUUUAGCCAACAUUCAGACGUAUUAUAAACGCCAAUCUUGUAUAUAAUAAAUUUGACCUAAACUUGAUUUUAGAAAAUAUAAAAAAUAUGAAAAAGUAUAAUGUUCCAAGGCCUAUCUAUGUAUUUCCAUCAUACAUAUUACGUGUAUAUAUCUCCCUGCUUUCUGAACUAACCUAAGUGGUUGGACAAUUCCAGAAUUGUAACAGAAACCUUCCCUAGGGUUCAAUAAAGGAGCUCACACUGUAAGAAAAACAUUGCCUGUUUAUAUGCACUCUUCUGUUAAAAAAAACGAACACUGAAAGUUUUCAAUUGCAGUAUUAAGAUAAUGUAAUAAGAUAAUGUAAUAAGAUAAUGUAAUAAGAUAAUGUAAUAAGGUCUACCACUGUCAGUGUACAGUGUACAGAGCUUCAUUGUACGCAUUUUGCCAAUAUUUUUUUUUAUUGGUGAAGAUGGUAUUGCGACACGAGUCAUUGCAGAGUGAAAAUUGAAGUUUAUUCGGAAGUUUAAUGGAAAAACCUUUCUAGUGGUACAAUAUUAUGAAGAAGUUUUAUGUAAUUUUGUAACUGAUGUAAAUUCAAGUCAAUCCUAUUUGCACCUUUCUUAUAAAAUGUCAUUUAUGAAGUUUAAGACAUGACUCCUUAAUGUGAGAACACUGACAUGAGCUGACUGCACUACACCUUUUAAAACUUAUGCAAAUAUGUGACAGAAAAUACCUUCUAUAGAGGUUUUUGCACAGUUUGACUUCAUUAUUUCAAUGCAUAGGAUCCAUUGGCACUAUUUGGCAGGUUGGUUUCUCCAGAACCCAUGUGUAUACUGCACUGUGGGUCCUCCCAGGUGGAUUAGCAGUGACUGUUAACGUAGAAAGCAUCACAGUGUGAACCUGACUCACGAAAUCGUAAUGACACGAUUGCAAAUAAACCCUACCACGGGUGGGGUUAGAACCCGCGUCUGUCUAGAGUUUUGUGACUCUCUGAUUGCGGGUUCUAACCCCACCCGUGGUAUGGUUAGUGUGAACCUGUGUACUUAAGCAUGUGGAAUGGUAUAGAACAAAAAUAUUCACACCAAACGUAGGUUCUAAAGAUCAGAGAUGAUAGAAGGUUGGCCAGCUGGCAGUAACGCUUAAUGGUGUUGCUACCAAGUCUGCCAUCUUCCCUGAAUGUGAAGAAUACUUUCCAAGUCGUUUAUAAAUUUGCUUAAUAUAGAUAAAUCAUAGGAUGCCAAUGUAUUUUAUCAAAGCUUCUACUGACCUUCAUUUUCCUAUAUAUUUAGUGUUUAUUGCAAAGCCGGAAAGAUCAGAUAUUGAACAAAGAAAACAUGAUUCAGUGGAAAUCUAAGAUGCUACAGGGUUCUUGACUAAGAUGUAAACAAAGUGAGUGAAGGUUGUUUAUAACCUAAGUGAGGUGCAAAGAAACACUUCGGCUGGAACUGUCAAGGUGUAUUAGGUAUCUUUAACGUUGUAUUGCAAAAUAUAUUCUGGUAAACUUAAACACAAUACAGAGGAUAUUUUGGCUGUAGUUCUCUCUUUGCUUUGUGAGUAUAGAAGCUUGAGUUAAGAGUAGAGACAGCUUAUUUCCAGCUCACACAGGAAAGGGUGAGACAGCAGGUUACAGAGUUCAAAUAGCAGCGAGUUAGGCUUAAAAGACUGAUUUAUUACGACAAUUUGAUCGUUAUUCAUUGCCUCUACAAAAAGCACUCUCCUAGCGCACACUCCUCUAUCAUACAUUAUACACCGCCUAGUAUUUUCACCUGAAUAUUUCUUCAGGACAAAUAUGGUUUUAUUUUCUGAAGGAAUAUUUUUUAUCAUCAAAUUUCCCAAUUCCCAAAACUGCUUACUUGAGAAGUGGAGAAUUUACUGAUGUACUUAUAACUACAAUGUAUAAAUGUCCAGAAUUUAUUGUUAAAAUUUACAUGGUAUUUUGUCCAUUUCUGCAGACUUGUAUAAUACAACACUUGAUUGUUUCAUGAUUUCUAGAAUUUUGUAUUGCUUCAUGAUGCUCUUUGGAAAACUAAUGUUGGUAUUUGUAAACGAGAAUCUGAAUUACAACUAUCUAAAUAAUGCUGAUGUAAUCAUUUCCAGUUACACAAUAAAUAUUCAUUACUUUA
Cherax quadricarinatus is the source of this 6646-nucleotide messenger RNA. RefSeq lists its product as uncharacterized. The record is from RefSeq and is a predicted model, not a curated record. Lineage: Eukaryota; Metazoa; Arthropoda; Malacostraca; Decapoda; Parastacidae. Gene Ontology annotation, molecular function: calcium ion binding.